AUGACUAACAAGUCAAUCAUCAUUCUGAUCCUGGUAGUUCUCCAUAGCUCUUUUACAAAUGGAAAAACAACAUGUAAAUGGCAGUUGGUUCAAGAAUGGCAUCCMCAACCCUCAGCAUAUGUUGUGAAUUGGACACUGACAGACAACAUCUGCACCRACUUCUACAGAGAUUGCUCAGUUUUGGGUGUAAACAUUAAAAUGAAUAUUUUACUCAAUCAAGUUGUUCCCCAGAUUUGCCCUUUGCAGAUUCAAUUAGGAGACAUCCUUGUAAUUUCUUCUGAUCCGUCUCUUCAAUUUUCCGAGAUAAAUCUGAUGAAUGUUUCAGAAGCAUCUUUCAUUGACUGUGUACAAAAUACCACAGCUGAAGAUCAGUUACUUUUUGGUUGCAAUCUAAAAGGGAUACACAUGGUUAAUCCACAGUGGCUGAGUGUUGGCACACAUUAUUUUAUCACAGUAAUGGCAAGUGGUCCUUCACUUUGUGAACUGGGACUUCGACUGAAUGUGACGGUCAAACAACAGUUCUGCCAGGAAUCUCUAAGUUCAGAAUUUUGCUCUGGGCAUGGUAAAUGUCUUAGUGAAGUUUGGAAGAAGACAUAUAGCUGCCAUUGCCAGACUCCAUUUUAUGGAAAGUACUGCCAAGAAUAUGAUACAUGUUAUUUUGGACCAUGCAAGAAUAAUGGAAGUUGCAUUAAUAAAAGAGAAAAACGGGGUAAAGAAGACUACGAAUGUAUCUGUCACCCACCAUUUACCGGUAGAAAUUGUUCAGAAAUAUUUGGUCAAUGUCAAUCACAUAUCUGUAUCCACAGAACCUGCAGCAACGUUACAGCUAAUAGUUUCAUUUGUGAAUGUGAUGAACAAUUUACAGGCCCAUUGUGUGAGGRGCUCAUGAAACCUCCUAAUCCUUAUUCUCAUUGGGAAGGAAAAAAUUGGCAAAAAUGCUGCUCUGCUUACAUCUGUGAAUGCCCAAAAGAACUUCUCAGUCAAAACUGUGAAACUGAUGUCAAUGAAUGUUCUGAAGCAGCACGUCAGAUUGGCACUGACUGUGUCAAUACACCAAAUGAUGUUGUGUGCAUCUCUUCAUUAAUACAUUCAGGAAAGUUAUGCAAGACAAAUGAAACAUCACAUAAUUCAUUUUCCUGGAAGGGUAAUGUUGCAUGUAUUAAAUGUGAAGAAGACUACCAAUACAGUUGUAUGUCAGGAUUUACUGGAAAAGACUGUGAAAAAGUAAUUGACCAGUGUAGACUACUCAGCAUCAAGUGUCUGAAUGAAGAAUUGUGUUUUGAUGUAAUUGGAAGAUUCACAGUAAACAAAAAAAAUCCCUCUGGGUUUUUUGAAGAAAUUCACUUAAUUCAUCAGUACCCCUGCUACUGUGGAGCUACCUACCAUGAUAUUUGCAAAAACAACUUUUCUCAAUUUGAAUAUAAUUCUGCAAAGAGAUGUAGUUGUUUGAGUGAAGAAGAUAGUCAGGAUUAUUUGUGUCUGUGCAUUCUGAGAUGUGCUGCCAAAAGGURUCUGCAAAAUACAACUGACUAUCAAGAGAACAGGUGCCAACAUAAAAUCUUUUUUAAAGAUGAAGUCMAUACAUCCAGAUGUAGCUGUUCUUUGGGUUACUUUGGCAGAUUCUCUAUUAUCAAUGUUGAAAAUUGCACAGGAAAUCAUAGUGCAUCAUUGCAUGCCCUCUGCCUGACCCAUCUGCACAACUGUAACUGUAGCUAUCUACAAAGAUAUGAAAGAAACAUCUGUGAAAGAGUAGCCGAGAAUUGUAAAUCUGCACACUGCAAAAAUGGAGCAACAAAUAUUCACUUGACUUGGUAUUUCUUCUGCAAGUAUAUCCCAGGAUAUACAGGUUUUGGAGUCAUUGGAGGCAAUCUUAAAAUAUUUCAUUCCAAAACUGAAAAUAGUGAUAUCACUGGAAUAAAUGUAUGGCUCUUCAGAUUAACUUCUCUGAAGCUGGAAACACAUUUGAGUGCACAAAUUCAGUUACAAGAUGUGAAACAUACUAAUGAGUAUGCCUCACAGCCCUUUAAGAAAUCAGCCACCUGCAUUGACCAACCAGGUAAUUACUUCUGCCAAUACAUAGCUCCAUUUAAAGCUGUUGGUGGCUUUUCCUGCUUAUGCAACUCAAGUUAUGCUGGAYAAAGCUGUGAGUGGGACACUGAUGGCUGCAUCCUGAAUGUCUGUGAGCAAAAUUCCACCUGCAAAGAUCUGCAUCUUUCAUAUAGCUGCCAUGCAUGCCUGUCUGAUUGGGAAGGAACUUUUUGUGAACAAGAAACCAAUGAGUGCAAAAAGAAUCCUUGUAAGAACAAUUCCACCUGUACUGACCUUUACAAAAGCUAUCGCUGUGAAUGUGCAUCUGGAUGGACYGGACAAAACUGUAGUGAAGAAAUAAAUGAAUGUGAUUCUGACCCAUGCAUGAAUGGAGCUCUCUGUCAUGAAUCUACCAUCCCCGGGCAAUUUGUAUGCCUGUGCCCACCCUUUUAUACUGGACAAUUUUGCCAUCAGCACUCUAAUCCCUGUGAUCUACUCAAUGAGCCUUGCAGAAACAAUGCAACAUGCCUGACUUCAGCAGAUGGAAGUCAUCAUUGCCUUUGUAGAGAAGGAUUUGAAGGUGAACAGUGUGAAAUUGAUAAGAAUGAGUGUCUUUCUCUUCCCUGCCAGAAUUAUGGUGACUGUGAAGAUGAGAUCAACAAUUUCAGAUGUGUUUGCAGACCCGGGUUUUCUGGACCUCUAUGUGAAACAGAAAUUAAUGAGUGCUCCUCUAAGCCUUGCAAAAAUAAUGGAACAUGUGUGGAUCUUGAAAACAGAUUUUUAUGUAACUGUGAACCUGGAUACUAUGGAUCUUUGUGUGAAUUGAAUGUAAAUGAAUGUAAAACCCAACCUUGUCCAGGUGGAGAAAAUUGUGUCAACAGAACUAGUGGACAUACCUGUCUCUGUGCUCCUGGGUAUACAGGCAUUGAUUGUGAAGUAAAUAUAGAUGAAUGCCAAUCAGAGCCCUGUCUCCAUGAAGGAGCUUGUAUUGAUGGCAUCAAUCAUUAUAUCUGUGCCUGCAAGAGUGGRUUUUUUGGAAUGCACUGUGAAAGAAAUGCAAAUGAUUGCCUCUCAAAUCCUUGUCUACAUGGAAGGUGCAUAGAUCUCCUUAAUAAAUAUCAAUGUUCAUGCGAUGCUGAGUGGACUGGCACAAGAUGUGAGGUCGAGAUUAAUGACUGCACAUCAAUUCCUUGUAUGAAUGGGGGCUUCUGUCAGAAGUUGGUACAUGGAUUUAUUUGUAUUUGCCCACACGGAUACACUGGUACACACUGUGAAAAAAUCAUCGAUAGUUGUCCUGAGCCUGAUCUGAAUUUGGUCCUCUGUCUGAAUGGAGGAAUUUGUGUUGAUGAACCUGGACCCACUUUUAAAUGCAGAUGCCUUCCUGGAUUUUCUGGUCAAUUUUGUGAAGAUAAUAUAAAUGAAUGUACUUCAUUACCAUGUCUACAUGAGGCAAUCUGUGAAGAUCUUAUCAAUGGAUACAUUUGCAAAUGUCAACAAGGAUGGUCUGGACGUCACUGUGAGAAGGAACUUGAGUACAUUCCCCACUCAUGUACUCCUAGGAUGUGCAUGGAAAAUGAACCUGGCACCACUUGUUUCUGCAUACCCGGAUCUGUGAGUUGCUCCACUGYGCUUCCUUGUGGUGAUGAAAUAAGCAGCAUCACCAGUUCACCUCUCAUCUCUCCAAGCAUCUCUCCAACCAUUUUUACACAAAUAUAUACAGUGCCUCCUUCUGAGAUCUUGUUCAGUAUCUUACCAUCUACAAGGGCUACAAAAAUAUGKACCAUAAUGAAUACUUAUCCAGGCAAUGAAGCUCUGAAACACAGAGAUAUUUUCAAGCAUGAUGUUCCUGCAACCACUGGUUUGGCAGCAUUAAGUAUUGGCAUAGCUUUUGAAAGCUACUUACUCAAAGAACUGAUUUCCACUAGAGAGCUUUCAGCAAAACAGAGUCUUCUUUCUUCCACAGAUGUUUCCUCUUCUCAGUUUCUGAAUUUUGGUAUUCAUGAUCCAGCACAAAUUGUCCAGGGCAAAACAUCUGCAUCACAUAUGCCUAUCCAAACUUCAGCAGCUACACAAGCAUUCUUUUUUUCUCAUCAGGGAUCAAGGACCCCAUUUAUCAUCUCUUCCUUAAUGACAGAUUUUAUUUUUCCCACAUCAUCUUCAUUAUUUGAGGACUAUCACACUGUUGCCUUUUCUGCUGCCACAAUGAGUUCAGUAAUUAGCAGCAUUCCAGGAGCUGAUAUUAAGUUAAACAGGCACUCAUUACUCUCCCAUGGAUUCCUGCUCACAACUGCUUCCACAAGUGUACCUCCAAUUGUCACUAGGAGGGCUCAAGAGGAUAUUGAAGAAUAUUCAGCUGUUUCCUUAAUUUCAAGAAGAAAGCACUGGAGAUUGCUGGGCCCCUCAAUGUCUCCCAUUUUUCCUGCUAAGAUAAUUAUAUCCAAACAGGUAGCCAUCUUAAACUCAUCAACUCUCUACCAAUUUAGUACUCAAACUCCCAUUCCCAGUGAAUAUCGGGUUAUUACUGAAGAAUCUAGCAACCAGAGACUCACAAACAUCAAAUCACAGGCUGCUGAUUCUUUAAGUGAAUUAAGCCAAACAUGUGCAACAUGUUCUAUGACUGAAAUAAAAUCCUCUCAUGAAUUCUCAGAUCAGGUUUUGCAUAGUAAACAGUCCCAAUUUUAUGAGACAUUCUGGAUGAACUCAGCGAUAUUAGCCAGCUGGUAUGCACUAAUGGGAACUCAAACUAUCACUUCUGGGCAUUCGUUUUCUCCUCAUACUGAAAUAAUACCAUCAGUGGCAUUCACAGAACUGUCAUCUUUGUUUCCAUCUAAAAAGAGUGCAAAAAGAACAAUUUUAUUUUCAUCCUUGGAAGAAUCCAUUACCCUAUCAAGUAAUUUAGAUGUUAAUUUAUGUUCAAAUGAGACUUGUKUAUCCAUUGUAUCUUCCCAAACUAUGUAUUCAGACUUGAUGUAUUCUGAYUUGACUUCAAAACUGACUACUGAUGAUCUGUCAGUAUCAGAAGACAUUCUUAAACUAUCAAGAUUAGGAAAAUACAGUGUAACUAUGAGUCCCACCGGAGAAGCACUAAAUCAAGACAAUUUACUGGACAUGAAAGAGGGUAAAGUGUCUUAUCAACUGUUCAAACUUCACACAAGUGUUACCUCUCUAGAUUUUGAAUUAAACUUACAACAAUAUUCAGAUGUAACUUUCAAGAUGUAUUCAGAAAUCACACAUUCAAAUGACCUCAAAAACAAUCAACCACUAUAUUCAGACUCACUAUUUUACUUUGCAGAAGUAAGUCCUAGUGUUGGGUUUYAUACGGUGACAGCAACUCAACCUCUUCCAAUACAGACCUCUUUACCCAUGUCUCUAAUUAGACCAGAUUGGCCAUAUUAUGUGGAUUACCUGACCUUAACACCUGAUUUAAAGGAAAAGAUCAGGACUUCUUCAGAAUGGUCAAAAUGGGAACUUCAUCCUAGUGUGCAUGACCAAGAAUCUCCUGCUGCAGGUCAGAUUCUUUCCACCACUAGAUCACUUACUUCACCAUCACUGGAGUCCUUCCCAGCGACUCAACAACUGAUGAUUUCUGAUUUCAGUUGUGUUUGCUAUUACGGAGAUUCCUAUCUAGAAUUUCAGAAUGUGUUUUUAAAUCCACAAAAUAACAUCACCCUGGAAUUUCAGACCUUCAGUCCUUAUGGACUCCUGCUGUAUGUCAAGCAAGAAUCAAAUUCAAUAGAUGGAUUUUUUAUUCAAUUGUUUAUUGAAAAUGGUACUUUAAAGUACCACUUUUUCUGUGCUGGUGAAACAAAAUUGAAAAGCAUUCACACUACCAUUAGAGUGGAUGAUGGASAAAGAUAUAAACUGUUUAUCAGACAAGAAUUGAACCCAUGUAGAGCUGAACUGACUAUUCUAGGAAGGAUUAUAGAAAACAGCAUAUCUAUUGAUGACAUGCCUGGAAAACCACUGUCAAAAUCAUGGUCUGUCUUUAUUGGUGGAUUACCAGAUCUUCAUGCAAAAACAAAGAUUUCUGGACCAGUUGAAAAUUUUAUAGGCUGCAUACAAGUUGUGGAAAUCAAUAACCAGGGAACUUUCAUUCCAUCCAAGGCAGUGAAAAAAAAUCACGUUGAGAACUGCAGAUCUCAAGAUCUGUCUCCAAUGACCUCUGUUGUUCCUUCUGUUAUGAUGCAAGUGACCGAUUCCAGAUGUUCUUCCCUCAGCCUCUCUCCAGCUGUGCCACCUGUCUGCCAGGAAAAUGAGUGCCACAAUGGAGGCACUUGCCACCCCCUCUUCCUGUCAAGCACUGUCAUUUCCUUCCAGUGUGACUGUCCACUACAUUUUACAGGCCGUUUCUGUGAAAAAGAUGCAAGAUUAUUUUUUCCAUAUUUCAAUGGGAAUUCCUAUUUAGAACUGCCUUUUUUUACAACCUUGGAUGAGUCAAAGUUUAUCCCAGAGAAAGAACACAGCAGAAUUGUGACCAUCUACUUGACUAUAAAAACAAAUACUUUAAAUGGAACUAUUCUGUACAGUAUUGAAAGUAAUUUUGGAAAACAGUUCCUUCAUUUAUUUCUUGUGGAAGGAAGACCCACAGUUAAAUAUGGAUGUGGAGGCUCUCAAAAUAUCUUGACUCUUUCUGCUAAUUAUAGCAUUAACAACAAUGAAUUCAUCCCUAUCACCAUACGCUUCACGAUGCCGGGUGACAGUCCUGGGUUUGCCUGUAUGAUUGAAAUGGCUGUAUAUGGAAAACCUCCAUUAUGGAAAAAAGACACAGAGGUUCCAGAUACCUCUCAGGUAUAUUUUGAAUCAAUGUUCCUUGGUCAUGUCCCUGAAAAUAUAAAGAUCCAUAAGCAUAUGGGCCAUAUUCAGGGGUUCCAGGGCUGCAUUAGAGAACUUCAAGUAAACAACAAAGAAUUCUUCAUUAUUGAUGAAGCACUUCGUGGGAGGAACAUCAAGAACUGCCAUGUGCCCUGGUGUGCUCGUCAUCUAUGCCAUAACAAUGGCACUUGCAUCAGUGACAGUGACAACUGGUUUUGUGAGUGUCCAAGGCUGUACUCAGGGAAGCUGUGCCAGUUUGCAAGUUGUGAAAACAACCCAUGUGGAAAUGGUGCCACCUGUGUUCCCAAAUCCGGAACAGACUUUGUCUGCCUCUGUCCGUAUGGGAGAUCUGGACCCCUCUGCACUGACGCUAUUAAUAUCACUCAGCCCAGCUUCAGUGGCACGGAUGCCUUUGGAUACACUUCAUUCCUGGCUUAUUCACGGGUUUCAGACAUCAGCUUCAGUUAUGAAUUCCACUUGAAGUUUCAGCUGGCAAACAACCACUCAGCACUGCAAAACAAUUUGAUAUUUUAUACUGGACAAAAAGGCCAUGGGCUCAAUGGCGAUGACUUCCUGGCAGUGGGUCUGCUGAACGGCAGUGUGGUUUACAGUUAUAACCUGGGAUCUGGCAUAGCAAGUGUCAGGAGUGAGCCCCUCGAUCUGAGCCUUGGAAUCCACACUGUCCGUCUGGGGAGAUUCUUCCAAACAGGCUGGAUGAAGGUAGAUGACCAUAAAAAUAAGUCUGUCACCUCCCCAGGAGAACUGGUUGGUCUCAAUGUCUUCAGUCAGUUUUAUGUAGGUGGUUAUAGUGAAUACACUCCAGAUCUCUUACCAAAUGGAGCCRAUUUUAAAAAUGGUUUUCAAGGUUGCAUUUUCGCUAUUGAAGUUCGUACAGAGAAAGAUGGCCAUUUCAGAGGCCUUGGAAUUCCCGAGGGCCACCCAAAUGCCGGGCGCAGCGUUGGCCAGUGUGAGGCUUCUCCCUGCAGUUUAAUGAAAUGUGGCAAUGGGGGAACAUGCGUAGAGAGUGGAUCUACUGUUUACUGCAACUGUCCCACAGGGUGGAAAGGAGCAUUCUGCACAGAGACAGUCACUUCCUGUGAUCCUGAACACGACCCCCCACACCGCUGCAGCAAGGGAGCAACCUGUAUUUCAUUGCCUCAUGGAUACACCUGUUACUGUCCUCUAGGAACCACUGGAAUCUACUGUGAACAAGCUUUAUCUAUAAGUGAUCCAUCUUUCAGAAGUAAUGAGUUAUCCUGGAUGUCUUUUGCUUCUUUUCCCAUUCGAAAAAAAACACAUAUUAAAUUGCAGUUUCAGCCUCUUGCUGCAGAUGGCAUCCUAUUUUAUGCUGCACAACACUUAAAAGCACAGUCAGGUGACUUUUUAUGUAUCUCCCUAAUAAACGGUUUUGUUCAGCUUCGCUAUAACCUUGGUGACAGAACUCUCAUUCUGGAAAGUCUCCAAAAAGUAACUAUUAAUGGAAGCACUUGGCAUGUGAUUAAAGCAGGACGCAUUGGUGCUGAAGGCUACUUGGACCUGGAUGGAAUAAAUGUAAAAGAAAAAGCCUCUGCUAAAAUGAGUUAUCUGGAUACGAAUACAGACUUCUAUGUUGGAGGAGUAUCAUAUUUACAUCUUGUAAAUCCCAUGGCCAUAGCAAGUGAACCUGUGGGUUUUCAAGGUUGCAUUCGAGAAGUUAUUAUAAAUAAUCAAGAAUUGCAGCUAACUGAAUUAGGGGCAAAAGAUGGCUCUAAUGUGGGUGACUGUGAUGGGACAGCUUGUGGGUAUAACAUUUGCAGAAAUGGGGGUGAAUGCAUAGUUAACGGUACAACCUUUUCUUGCAGAUGUUCACCACAUUGGGCUGGAAAUACAUGUAACCAGUCUGUGUACUGUUUGAAUAAUCUUUGUCGCCACCAAUCUCUAUGUAUACCUAGCCAAUCAUUUUCUUACAGUUGUCUGUGUACUUCAGGUUGGGUGGGAAGGUACUGUGAAAACAAAAUUUCAUUUUCAACUGCAAAGUUCAUAGGUAAUUCUUACAUUAAAUUCAUUGACCCAAAUUACAGAACAAGAGACCUUCAGUUCACAACUGUAUCCUUAAAUUUCAGUACUACUGAAACAGAAGGCUUAAUUAUAUGGAUGGGAAAAGCUCAAAACGAAGAAAAUGACUUUCUAGCUAUUGGUCUUUAUAAUAAAGCCUUGAAAAUAGCAGUUAACCUAGGAGAAAGAGUCUCUGUAUCCAUGAGCUAUAGCAAAGCCACAUUCUGUUGCAACAAAUGGCACCAUAUACUUAUAAUUCAAAAUCAAACUCUUAUUAAAGCUUACCUAGAUAACAGUCUAAUCAUUUCUGAGGACAUUGAUCCACACAAAAAGUUUGUUGCCCUAAACUACGAUGGUAUCUCCUAUUUCGGAGGCUUUGAAUAUGGUCGAAAGGUAAAUGUUGUUACUCAGGAGAUUUUUAAGAGAGACUUCAUUGGCAAAAUUAAAGAUGUUGUAUUUUUUCAGGAUCCACAAAAAAUUGUCUUAAUUAAAUCUGAGGGAUACAAUGUUUAUAAUGGAGAUGAACAAAAUUAG
Molecule: messenger RNA, 9408 nt
Organism: Urocitellus parryii (Arctic ground squirrel)
Lineage: Eukaryota; Metazoa; Chordata; Mammalia; Rodentia; Sciuridae
Source: RefSeq, a predicted model, not a curated record